GGCGGGGCCCGGCGGGCGCGCGCGCGGGGAAGGAGCGGGCAGUGAAGAUGUUCAAGAAAAGACACCUCAUGGCCAGGGACUGCCAAGCUCUUGCAGAAGGUUCUCCCUCCCUGACACAGCCCUUGAGUCGGCAGCAAAACAGAAGAGACAUCAACAGGGGCCUCCAUCCCACCCCCCACACACGGAGACAUCAAAGAGCCCAAAGCCACCAGAAGAACAUCAGUGAUUACUUCAGGAUCUCUCAGAGCCAGCAAGUAGGUCCUCGUUGGAAGAGCAGUGAACUCAAAGAAGAGGCACUGAAUCCCCUCUUUAUUGAACCUGAUAAUUCCUUCAGCAGGGUCUCCAGGGGGAUGGAGACCACCAGGGAUUCCUGCUCCUUCCUAGAGGAUGAGGACUUUGUACCAGCUCCCAGGAAAAAACCCAGAAAAUGGACUUCAUCCACUGCAUCUGCAGGGGUUCACAAGCUAGAGCAUGAUUUGUGGGGUGACCCUGAGGAGAAGCCAGUGGUGAUUCCUCCAGAUCCAAGCCAGAUCAAGCAGGAACUUGAUGAUAUGGAAAUUGAACCAAUCCCUGAUGCACACUAUGGACUCCUGGGGACUCGGAACUGGGAGGUGCCUCAGGGAAGUAUUGAGGAGCUGCCUCUUGAAGUCCUGAGGAACAUCUUUGCUUUCCUCCCAGUGACUGAUCUCUAUCAGAACCUGAGCCUGGUGUGUCACUGCUGGAGGGAGAUAGUCAGGGAUCCACUGUUCAUUCCUUGGAAGAAGCUCUACCAUCAGUACCUGAUGAAGGAGGACACAGCCCUGCAGAGGGUUGAGCAGAUCUGCCAGGUUUUUGGGAUAACAAAGGAGCAUGAAGAGUGUGUGUUGGGGCUGAUCAGGUGUGUGUCUGCCAUUCCUAGUGGCCAGAAGGUUGAUGCCAGUGGUGUCCUCCAGUGUUUGAGGAGUCAUCACCUCUUCUUAAAGGCUGAAAUCUGUGUCAACAACAAACUGCCUCAUUUAAAGAGCAGGAUGGAGCCUGAGAAGCUCUGGGCCAUUCUUGCAGUCAUGGUGCUUUUUUCUGAUGGUGUCAGGGACAUCCAGAAGCUGCUGGGAUGUCUGCUGAGACCUUGCUCCAAACUUUCUGUUGUGGAUGUGACCGAGCUGCUGUACUGCACAGCCACCCUGCUGUGUGCCAUGAGAGACAGGAACAUCUCCAUCACUAACAGGAUCCAUUACAACGUUUUCUACUGCUUGUAUCUGAUGGAAAAUGCUUCUGUGAGUAUGGAGAGAGUAGAAGACCCCCUGGCAUCACAGUGCAGACAAGACUUAUGGGCCAGUUGUGGGCCUGACAUAAAGCUGACCCAUGAACAGCAAAGGAUUUUGAAUCACAGAAUUGAGCAGGGCCAAAUAGUGAAGAUCAUGGCAUUUGCAGGGACAGGAAAGACCUCAACCUUGGUCAAGUAUGCAGAGAAGUUUCCUAAUCUGAAUUUCCUUUACGUGGCCUUUAACAAAGCUGUUGCAGAGAGGGGCAGAAGUGUCUUCCCCAGCAAUGUCACCUGCAAGACUUUCCAUUCCUUGGCAUUUGGGAGCGUUGGGAAACAAUAUAAAGAAAAAGGCAAGCUGAACUUCUCCAAGAUGUCAGUUUUGGCCAUCAGUUCCCUUCUCCAGAACCAAAAAGGACAAUCUCUGUUCAUCAGAGGGAAAACUGUCUCACAGACUCUUGAAAACUUCUUUGCCUCUGCAGACAAAGAGAUCUGUGAGGAGCACACUCCUGUUUGGUUCAAAAACACUCAUGGAGUGAGACAACUUGUUACUCCAGAAGAAAAGAGAAUCAAUGUCCAAGAGGCAAAGGACAUAUGGCACAACAUGAAGAAGCUGGAUGGAGAUGUAGAGAAGAAAUACAAGAUAACUUGUGAUGGGUAUUUGAAACUCUGGCAGCUCAGCAAGCCUCAGCUCUCAGGAUAUGAUGCCAUCUUUGUUGAUGAAGCACAGGACUGCACUCCAGCCAUCGUGGACAUUGUGCAGUCACAAACCUGUGGCAUAAUCCUUGUAGGAGACCCUCACCAGCAGAUCUACACUUUCCGUGGAGCUGUCAACACCCUCUACUCAGUGCCUCACACCCAUAUCUACUACCUCACCCAGAGUUUCAGAUUUGGUCCUGAAAUAGCUUAUGUUGGAGCAACCAUUCUGGAUGUCUGCAAGAGGAUCAGGAAUAGGACACUAGUGGGUGGAAACCAACAGGGUGACGUGAGAGGCAACAUGGAAGGGAAGAUCACAAUCCUGUCAAGGAGCAAUUUCAAUGUGUUUGAGGAUGCUGUGAAACUUACUGGGAGGGAGAGACCAAUUAAAAUCCAUGUGAUUGGGGGGCUUGACCGGUUUGGGCUGAGCAGAAUUUAUGACAUUUGGAAACUCAGUCAACCUGCAGAAGAAAGGAAGAAAGCAAACCUCGUUAUCCAUGACUCCUUCAUCAGGAGGUGGGAAGAAACUCAUGGAUUCCUGGGUUUAAAGGAAUACGCCGUGCGCAUCGAUGACAAGGACCUGGAGGUGAAAAUUGCCAUAGUGGAGAGAUACAAAGAGAGGAUCCCUGAGCUGAUGCAGAAGAUUAAGAGCAGCCACGUGGCCCAACAAGCCAUGGCAGAUUAUCUGAUAGGAACUGUCCACCAAGCCAAAGGCAUGGAAUUUGAUACAGUUCUGGUUGCAGAUGACUUUGUGCAAGUACCAAGUCUUGGUGGAGACUUCCAGAGAAGAAACAACUUCCACAUUGCCUGGUACCCUGAGGAUGAGUGGAACCUUCUCUACGUGGCAGUGACACGAGCAAAGAAAUAUUUGCUGAUGUCCAAGUCCCUGGAGCAUCUUUUGGCCCUGGCUGGGGAGCGUUUCCUUCGGGUGGAGCUGAUGAGUGAGGCAGCCAAGGAUGGGGCUGCUGCCUCUUGUUCUGUGCCUCAGUGCAUGAAACCUCUGGAGGCCAAGUCCAGCCUGGUGGUGAAGAAGCUGCCUUUGGCUCAUAGCAAUGGCAGCAGGGAUGAAGGUGGCUUCCUCUGCCACUCCUGCACACAGCAGCUCUUUGGCUCUCUGACACCACUCACCUCUUUCCCAGAGCUUCAGGAAGAGCCCAUCCAUCCCUAACCAAACCUCCUUCCAACUCCUCUGAACCCUCGAGUCAUUCUGAGUGUGGGACAAAGCUUCUUCUCACAUCCCAGCUCCAAAAUCAGGUGAAUAUUGGAGCAGAUUUCACACCAGCUCCUCCCCACCCCAAGAAGAACCCUUCAGGCUCUUCUCAAGGUCUGAGACCUUUUCUCCAGCCCAAGAGCUGCCCAGCAUGGUCUGCUCUGCACCAGCACACAGAACAUGAACUCUGAACUGCAUCAGACAGGACAGUGGGGUUUUUUGGGGGGGAAUUCUCCCCCCAUGAGCUCUGUCACCAGGAAAACACCUUCCUGAGUUGCCAGGCCGUCCCUGCCCUUCCCAUCCUGUCACCUCAAUGAAAUCCUCCUGGAAGAAGAGGGAAGUGAUGCCAAGAAGUACCCAAAGAAAGUCUUUAUUCCUAGAAAAGGGUCUUUUUUCCUGGAACCUGUUUGAAUGGAAACAAAAACAAAA
This is a messenger RNA of Calypte anna (Anna's hummingbird), 3575 nucleotides long. It is a transcript of the gene FBH1, whose product is annotated as F-box DNA helicase 1. Gene Ontology annotation, molecular function: 3'-5' DNA helicase activity; ATP binding; DNA binding. The transcript has 21 exons. The coding region runs from base 48 to 3104 and encodes 1018 amino acids. The record is from RefSeq and is a predicted model, not a curated record. Gene Ontology annotation, cellular component: nucleus. Gene Ontology annotation, biological process: double-strand break repair via homologous recombination; replication fork processing. NCBI's taxonomy places the organism in Eukaryota, Metazoa, Chordata, Aves, Apodiformes, Trochilidae.